AGACUUCGUACUGCGCGCAGAGCCGAGCCAGUGCACAGCACAGUUCACAGAAAGCGCAAAGAAAGGGGCAGCCAGAGGACGAGGGUGACAUUAACGAGCGAUGCCAGCAGCGGACAAAAAAUCCUCCCUUUGAUUAUCGCCCAAUCGUGCUCAUCGACGCCUUCUGCGUCGUGCGCUCUUUUGGGCUCGAUCGAUCCGGGGCAGCAGCCGAGCUGACAAAGGGAAGGAAGGAAGGAAGGAAGGGAGGGAGGGUUUGGACCUCAGGGGCAAAGAGGACGAGCACGAGGAUCCCGCAGAAGGGGAAGGGAAAGGAAGGGACUGGAGUGAGAAGUCCACAGGCGGAGAGAUCGAGGUUGGCUGCUGUCUGGCUGCCUCAGUUUGGACUCAGUGCUGGGUGUUGGAUUUUGAGUUUUUGACAGAUUGGGGUUUGGACAGGAUUGGAGAUCGGAGAAUUAGACGGGAGGGGUUUAGGAAAGGGUCAGGUGGCGGUUUCAGGACGAUCUGCUGAUACGAGGGGAGGGAGAGUGAUGGUGAUCGCGGACAGCUUGAAGAGGAGGUGAGAGGAGCAGGAGCAGGAGGACGAGGAGUGGGGAGAAGAGGCGGAGACAGAUGUUGUGGAUCAGGCAGGGGAGGGGUGGCGGAGUAGAAAGCUUCCGAGCUGUCAGGGAAAUGAUUUGGGGCAGCUGAUGCACCUGCAUGUCAGUUGAGUGCCUCGGUCUCCUUUUGUGGAUCAGGUCCUAAGGUGAAAAUUUUGAUGCCAGAUCAACUUGAACCCCUGCCGUACCCGGAAUUAGAGGUGUGGCGGAGGUGGUAAACUCAGGAAGAAGAGGAGCCCAAUUUCAAGGGGAAAGUUGUACUCGACUCGUUAGUUCUCGGGAUUUCCUGAUUAUCUGCGUAGUUUUCUUAUCCAGGUGGGCAAAUCCGAGACCACGGUGUUUUAGGUCAACCGCUGGCCCAAGGCAAGCCGUGGAAUUGAAAUGAAAGCCCGGGCCGGUUGGUGAUAGUUUACCGACAGUUUGAGCUUUUUGUGACGAUCGGUUAGCCACGAUGCAGUCCAGCGUGAGGGCAGUAGAAGCCUACAGGCGGAGUCGCUUGAUAGAUAAUGUGACCACCGAUGAGGAUAAGGUAUCUCCCGUUUAUCGACUCGAGGAGAUCUGCACUUUUUUGCGGAACUCACCUCUGGAUAUCGUGCGGGAGAUGCUUGAAUAUACUCUUAAGAGACUGGAGCACAAGAGCCCCAUUGUGAAGCAAAAGACAUUGAGAUUUAUCAAGUAUGCAUCGGGGAAAGCUGGACCGGAAUUCAAACGAGAAAUGCAGCGCCAAGCUGCGAUUGUGCGGCAGCUGUUUCAUUACAAAGGUCAGUUGGACGCUUUGAAAGGCGAUGCUCUGAAUAAAGCUGUACGAGAGACAGCUCACGAAGCUGUCGCUGCGAUUUUUGGUCAGGAAGAGAAAACGACAACCAUGGAAGAUGUAGGAAAGCGCAUUCAGGGUUUCGGAAGUACGAAUUUCGACAUGCCUAGAGAAGAAGAGAAGAAAUCUGUUUUAAGUGGCCUCGUCGGGUUUGGAAGCAACUCCAUCAGACAAAGUAUUGACAUGAUAAAUAACUAUAAUCAUUAUUCCGGUUCGAGUUCUGGAAGUGGUAAAAAUUUAGGAAGCUACCGUGGGGGUCAAAGUCUUCGGAGAUCACUAACGUCCGAGCGCGAGAGGCCAUUUGAAAAGGAGGAAAUUGCACAUUGGGAUUCUAGAGAUGCUGAAGCUGACGAGAGCAGAUCAGGUUCUUCACCGAAUAACAACAAAUCACACUCGAAAUAUGGAGGUGGCAGAGGUAGUGACGGAAGAGGAGGACAUACAUCAGAGGAUCGACUGCUCGACAGCUUAACAGCUCCUGGCGGUGUUAGACUGCAGCCUACACGGGAAACACUUCAAACUUUCACAGUCACAGCUCAAAAGCUGGAUGCUGCGAAUUUGGUUCAUUCUAUCGAGACUAAAUUGAAAGCUCACUCAUGGCAGGUCCGCUUCAAAGCUCUCUGUCUUUUAGAAGCUUCAGUAAGGAGCAGAGAAGAUAACAGAGUGCUUGAUUCAGUGGUCGCAAUGUUUGAGGAGGAUGCAAGUGCCAUUGUUGAUAGUCUACAGUCACCACAGACCUCCUUGAGAGACAAGGCGAAGAAGGUGAUGGAGAUGCUUGGAGGUGGGCUCAAUGAUGGGAUCACCGAGGACAACACAGAAUCAGUCAAGUCACCAGCAAUAUUGAAGCCACCUCCCGUAAACUACCCAGACUUAAUCGACACAACAGAUUUUGACUUGCUUGACGAUACAGAAAGCGUGCAAAGUACACCGAAAUCUCCAAACAUGGAGCAACCAGUGAAGAAUGUUGCUGCUACCGUUGUCCAGCAGGACCUCUUAGAUGGAACUGACUGGAUGAAUGACCCUCCUGCAAAAGCCUCUGCUAAUACAUCUGAAGCUGAUCCAUUUGCUGGCAUGUCAUUUCACGAUUCUGACACUGCAGUUGGGAAUGGUGGCGACGGUGAUCUUUUCUCAGGCCUCGAUGUGGAUAGUGGGAAUCGAGUUGGAAAUGGUGCUGUUGAAGGUUUAGGGAUGAAUGACAGCACCAGUUUAUUUGACGGUCUAUCUGUCACCAGUUCCAAAGAGGCUGCAGGUGCGCAAGACGAUUUAUUCCAGCUCAUGGGGAACCUUUCGGUUGGCAAUUCAACGAACAAUCAUGUUAGUGAACAAUUGCAAAACUUAACGCCCUCCAAUCCUAUGCAACAAUCUAUGCCAAGUGCUAUGGGUGGUCCACCGAACUCUUUCCAAACCCCGAUGCCAGGCAACAUUGGAGUUCCAGGUCAGGUCCAGGUUUUACCUGGUAUGCAGCCACAUAUGAUGUUCAUGCAGCCUCCCGGCAUGGUGCCCAUGGGGAUGCCUGGACUUUUUCCUCCUAAUAUGCUUCUACAGCAAGCGUUGGCCUCGGGAAAUAUGAAUUUUGCCUUAGCUGGCGCAUUCGGGCAGCAGUUUGCAGGUGGUAUCCCUGGAAUGCCAAUGUUCGCAGGAAUUCCUCAAACAAACAACGUCAGUGGCGGAAUUCCAAGUCAGAACUACCGCGAUGGUUUUGAUUUCUCUAGUGAUGCAACAGCAAGGUACUCGGUUCCGGAGACGCCAAAAGAAGACACGAAGGCGUUUGAUUUCAUAUCUGAUCACAUGUCUAAUGUGUUGGGUCCCAAAAAGAGCAAGUGAACUACUUGGCGGAUUCUCCUGUGCUUCGUAGCAUGAAGAAAAUAUCUUCAAUGCUGAUGGGCUUCAAAGUACCUAUUAGUUAGUGAAGACACAAGUCAAGGUUGUUGGAACCUUCUGCUGUUUGUUAGUUGAGACGGACAGCUCCGCGUUGAUGUAGAUCUGACAACAAGAUCCUCUCACGAAUUUGUAAAAUUAGCAGCAAGUUCAAUAUUGUUGAGCCAUUUGCCAUGUAAAUCUUUGAACGUGUGAUUCUGCGGUUAGAACUAGAGACCCAUGAUAACGAGAAUGUGUCGGGCAGUAUUCUUUGCCUUUUUUAUUAGUGUACUGAAAGUGUGGCAUAUAAUUGGAUCAAACAUCCUCAUUUCUUUCAUUCUAUCUCGACACCGUUUACAUACCCAAAUUGGUUUCUCUCGUACUGGUUUGCAGUUGUGUACUGCUUUGUUUUGUGUGGCAUGGACGAACAAGUCCUCGAUGCAACUCGGAUGUACUUGAGCGUGGUACAAGCUCUUCUUCCACGAUGACCUGUUAAAGGACCCCAGGCUGCCCACUGUAGUUCGCUGUACUUCGGACAGGUGUAAGGAGGUGAUACAACCAGUUUCGAUAUAACCCACAGUUCUCGCUCUACUUGCAGUCUACCUAGGAAACCAAGUCUUCAUGAUCGUCUAUGGGGAUGUCCGGAUCAUUAGGGUCUGAGACGUGUCAUGACAGCAUGUCAACU
This is a messenger RNA of Marchantia polymorpha subsp. ruderalis, 3949 nucleotides long. The record is from the annotation of a GenBank genome assembly. NCBI's taxonomy places the organism in Eukaryota, Viridiplantae, Streptophyta, Marchantiopsida, Marchantiales, Marchantiaceae.